This is a messenger RNA of Schistosoma haematobium, 4923 nucleotides long. RefSeq names its product Phospholipid-transporting ATPase IG (gene ATP11C). The coding region runs from base 408 to 4421 and encodes 1337 amino acids. NCBI's taxonomy places the organism in Eukaryota, Metazoa, Platyhelminthes, Trematoda, Strigeidida, Schistosomatidae. Gene Ontology annotation, molecular function: ATP binding; ATP hydrolysis activity; magnesium ion binding. Gene Ontology annotation, cellular component: plasma membrane; endoplasmic reticulum; trans-Golgi network. The record is from RefSeq and is a predicted model, not a curated record. Gene Ontology annotation, biological process: phospholipid translocation. The transcript has 8 exons.
CAUAUACAGAAUAAACAAACUAACAAUGUUUAGUAAAAAAAAAAGAUGUAAUUCACGUGUUUUCAUCAUAAUCUAUUGAAUUUACUAAUUAGAUUGUCAUGUUACUUUAUAAAUGAAACACAAGACUAUUGUCAUCAUCAUUAUGAUUAUCGUCAUCAUCACCAUGAUCGUCAUCAUGAUCAUGAUCAUCAUUGGAAAUCAUUUGUUUCACAUAUAUUUUUCAUCUAGUUUUGACUGGAUACUUUACUUUCAACCACACACACACACACUUGCACACACACACACACAUACAGAUUGGCGCACAUGUACUGACAAUAGCCCAUUUAAAGAAGCUUUCUAUAUAUCAUUCAUUCAUUUAUCCAACCAUCCAUUUCUCGAUUCACUUCGCUCAAUUUAUUUCCAUCAGAAUGAAUUGGAAUCUUUUUCAUAAGAAACAUUAUACUACUGAUAAUCAUUAUUCAUCUACUACACGUACAAUAUAUGCUCAUCAUUAUAAGAAUUUAAAUGGUGAAUUAUAUCAUCAUAAUUAUUGUAAUAAUCAUAUACAUUCAACACAUUAUAAAUGGUAUAAUUUUUUUUAUAAAAAUUUCUAUGAACAAUUUCAUAAUAUAGCAAAUAUUUAUUUUUUAUUAAUUAUUAUUACUUAUUUUUUUGUGGAUGAUAUUGGGAAUGCCUCAAUAACUAUUAUCCCAUUAAUUGUUAUCUUAACCAUCACAAUGAUUAAAGAUGGUUUAGAUGAUUUAUUACGUUAUCAUUUUGAUCAACAAUUAAAUUCUAUUGAAUAUUAUGUAUUAACAAUUGAUUUUCAUCGAAAAUCAAUAAAUUGGAUCUUAAAAAAAUCUUCUUUAUUAUUAGUUGGUGAUGUAAUUUAUUGUCAAAAUAAUCAAUCAUUUCCAUGUGAUUUAUUAUUAUUAUAUUCAUCUAAUAAUAAUGGACAAGUUAAUAUUACUACAAUGAAUUUAGAUGGUGAAACAACCAUUAAACAAUAUUAUUCAUUAAUUGAAUAUCAAUCAAUUUAUUCACAAUAUUCAAAUAAUCAUUUAAUUCAAACACAUUUGAAACAAUUCAAUUUUCAAUUUAUCAUUGAACAAUUAUAUUUACAUGUAAUAUGUCAACAACCCAAUGAGAAUUUAAUGACCUUUCAAGGUCAUUAUGAAACCGCUCAACAUUUAAAUCAUCAUCAUCAUGAUGGGGAUGAAGAUGAUAAUGGAACAUAUUUACCAUUAAAUAGGAAAAAUUUAGUAUUACGUGGAUCUAAAUUAAUAUCUACAGAUUAUAUUAUUGGUUUAGUAAUAUAUACUGGUAAAGAUACAAAAUUAUCAUUAAAUAGUAAAAAUUCACAAAGAAAAUAUAGUACACGUGAAAGAUUAUCUAAUAUUAUUUUAUUAAUGUUUAUGGUUGCCAUGGUAACUAUCACAUUCAUUGUUACUAUCAUAUCAACUUUAUGGAUAAAACAAAAUAUCAAUAAAAUAUGGUAUAUUACAUUUGAAUUAUUAACAAUAUGGCAAUUUAUUCGUAGUAUAUUUCGUUAUUUAUUUAUUAUUAAUUAUUUAAUACCAAUAUCUAUUAUAGUUACUAUAGAAUUUCAACAAUUAUUAUUAGCUUAUUUUAUAUCAAAUGAUAUUACUAUGUAUAAUUCUAUAGAGAAUAUUAAAAGUUAUGCAAAUAAUUCACAAUUAUCCGAUGAAUUAGGUCAAAUUGAAUUUUUAUUUUGUGAUAAAACUGGAACAUUAACACAAAAUUUAAUGAGAUUAAAAUCAUGUUGUUUAUUAUCUAAUGAACAAUUAUAUCAAUUUUAUAAUGAUCAUGAUGAGGAUCAAGAUCAAGAUCAGGAUCAGGAUGAUGAUCAUCAUAAUAAUACUACUGAAUUAACUACUUAUAAUGUAUUGAAUUCAUCUUUGAAAUUAUUAGAGAUGAAUGAAAAGUUUUGUGAAUUUUUAACUAUUAUAUCAUUAUGUCAUACUGUUGAAUUAAAAAAUCAUACUCAAAUGAUUAGUAAUAAUAAUAAUGAUAAUAAUAAUGUACAAGAAUCAUCAAUGAAUACUGAUGAACCAUCUAGAUUUUAUGAAUAUGAAGCAACAUCACCUGAUGAGAAAGCAUUAGUUGAAGGUGCUUCAAAACUUGGUGUUGUAUUUUCAGGCAAAGAACCUGAUUUCAAUGAGACUGGUUCAUAUAAAUUAUAUAUUGAUUAUUGGUCAUAUUCAUCAACAGGAAUAAAAGAGUCAAAUGAUGAAAAGUUUAUUGAUCGUCAAUGUUAUAUUAUUGAUGCUGUAUUGGAAUUUGAUCCAACACGUAAACGUAUGAGUGUUAUGGUACGUUAUCCUGAUGAAACAUGUUGUGUAUUGAGUAAAGGAGCAGAAACUGCAAUUUUAGACCCUGAGAGAUGCAGUACUACAUCUGGUUAUCUACGUUCACGUGCUAUUCAUUAUGUUAAUGAAUAUGCAAUUCAUGGUUUACGUACACUUGUAUUUGCUAAACGUAUAUUACAUAAAUCUAUUUAUAUGAAAUUAUUAGAACAGUUCAAAUAUGCCUCUAGUCUAUGCGAUAAUGAACGUAUUCAUGCAUUAAAACAAUGUUAUAAUGAAAUUGAAUAUGAUAUGAUACCAAUAUAUGUCACUGGUAUAGAAGAUAAAUUACAACCUGGUGUAAAAAAUUGUAUAAAAGCUUUAAAAGAAGCUGGAAUACAAAUAUGGAUAUUAACCGGUGAUAAAGCUGAAACAGCAAUUACAGUAAGUCAAUCUAUUGGACAUUUUACAUUGAAUAUGUCAUUAAUAAGAAUAAUGAAUUGUCAAACAUUACAAUCAACAGCAUAUAAAAUUUAUGAACAAUUAGAUGCAUUAUAUACAUAUCAUAAUGAUCAUAAACAAAAACCUAAUCAUCAUUCUAUAUUAACAAUGUCAAGGAUUAAAACAAUAAAUUAUAAUAGAAAUUCAUUUCAUAUAACCUCCUCCUCCUCCUCCUCCUCCUCAUCAUCAUCAUCAUCAUCAUCAUCUACUUCAAGAUCAUCUUCAUGUAUGGAUGGACCAUACAAUAAUAAUACUAAUAGUAAUGGUAAUAGUAAUAAUAAUGAUGUUUAUUAUUAUGGUUCAAAUGAAUUCAUCUUCAAUAAGAAAGAUUGUAUAAUUAGUCGAUAUAUAAGACGAAAGCAUAAAAAGCAUCCUGGUAUGGCAAAUGAAUCAAUUGGUCUUGUUAUUGAUGGAAAAAGUUUACAAUAUGCAUUACAUACCUCAGUACGUGAUGCAUUUCUAGAAUUAUGCAUGAAUGUUACAACAGUGUUAUGUUGUCGUAUGACACCACUACAAAAAGCAUCUAUUGUUAAAUUAGUUCAAAUUGGUUUGGCGAAACAUACACGUUAUGGUAUGAAACCAGUUAUAGCUGCAGUUGGUGAUGGUGGUAAUGAUGUAGCUAUGAUUUUACAAGCUAAUAUUGGUGUUGGAGUCUAUGGAAAAGAAGGUCGUGAAGCAGUUAGAGCCGCGGAUUAUUCAGUGACACAGUUCAGACAUAUUCAACGAUUAUUUUUGCUACAUGGACAUUGGUCAUAUUAUCGUAUUACAAUAACCAUGUUAUUUUUUUAUCAUAAAUCUGUAGCAUUUGUAACUAAUCAAUUAUGUUUAAUUUAUUUUAAUGGUUAUUCAGAUAUUCCAUUAUUUGGUACCAUUUUAUUUGUAUGUUAUAAUUUAACAAUGACAUUUUUAGUUAGUUUAGGUUAUGGAAUGUUUGAACGUCAUAUUCAAGAAAAGAUUCUAUUGAAUAAACCAUAUUUAUAUAAAGAAAUAUCCCAUCAAGCAAAUUUAAGAGCAUGGUAUAUUCUUUUAUGGAUUCUAGAUGGUAUAUGGCAUGGUGUUGUAACAUUUUUUAUACCAUUCUUUUGCUUAGCUGGUGGUAAUUUAUAUGCUGAAGCUAUUUUCUAUGAAACUAAGAAUAAUUCAUAUAGAAUUUAUGAUUUUACAAUGAUUGGUAAUGCAUCAUUUAUUUAUUUAUGGAUUGCUGUAACAUUACGUUCAACAAUAUGGACAAGAGAUUUUAAUAUGAUGUUAAUUAUGUGUCAUAUUGGGACAACAUUAAAUGUUGUUAUUUUAUUUCUUUUUCAAACAUUUGUUCCUUCUACAAGUAAUGAAUAUCAAAGAUAUGCUCAAUUAUGUCGAAGUCCUGCAUUUUGGUUUGCAUUCCCAUUAACUGUUUUUAUAGCCAAUAUUCCAGGAUUAAUUUGGCGUUUAGCCUCAGAUACAUGGUGGACUAUACGUAUUGAAUUGAAAAAUUUACCUAAAAAAAAUAAGCGUAAAUCUUAUUUGAAUAAUCCAUUAGUUUGGUUGAAAGCAUUCGUUUUUGGUCAAACAGAAGAAAAUGAAUCAAUCCUUCAGAAAAAUGAAAAUGAUAUAAACACUUUUAAAGAACAAAUAAAUCAUAGUUACCAGUCAUAAGACAUGUUAUUGUUACUAUGUGUAUCCCUUGGAUACAAAGAAUAAUUAGUUUAUCUUGUGAAUUUUUGUAAAAAAUUCAAACUGUUACAUUUAAAGAAAAGAUUCAUAAUCUUCAUUUACGUUUUUCUAUUUCAUUUUGUAACUAAAUACUAUAAAUAUACUUUCAUUUCUUCAUCAAGUGCAAUAAUACAAAGGUACAUUGUAAUAUAAAUUUCGGUUAAACUAUUUGCCUACUCAUGAGUAAGCAAACUUUGAUAGACAAAUUAUUUGUUACUUGCCUUGAUUAUUAUUAAAACCUGUUGUGUACAAUGUGAUUAAUUUGAUGAAUCAUCGUUGUACCUUUGAUAUAUUACACAAAGUGUUCGUGUGUUUCUAAGACGGUUAACAUUUACCCAUACAUAAUAAGUGUACAAAAUAUAUUGCAUGCAUUACUUGAACAUGAAUGGUUUUGUUUGUAUUGUGUUAUGAUGUACUGAAUUUCAACAAUUUCAUGACAACGUCA